This is a messenger RNA of Oryzias melastigma (Indian medaka), 1149 nucleotides long. RefSeq names its product synaptonemal complex protein 3. Gene Ontology annotation, biological process: meiotic cell cycle; spermatid development. The record is from RefSeq and is a predicted model, not a curated record. The transcript is spliced from 9 exons. The coding region runs from base 159 to 800 and encodes 213 amino acids. Gene Ontology annotation, cellular component: synaptonemal complex. Lineage: Eukaryota; Metazoa; Chordata; Actinopteri; Beloniformes; Adrianichthyidae.
GUGUUCCUCUUCCGGCAUGCGCGUGCUGCUUGUCAAACUAAAGGCACGAGGACAGAAGCUGGUCUGUUGUGGCGGGAAGAGUCGCGUUUCAGCUAGUUAGCCUGAGCUUUACCUGCUCGAACUAGCUUGUUGACCCAAUCAUACAGAACGUUCUGAAAAUGGCGUCGAAGAAGAAACAACAUCUGAAGAAGGAGCCGAGGGUUUCACCGGAUGCAAGAGAAGUGGAGAAGGUGGCAAAGAAGAGAUCAGCUGCUAGCUUUGAGGAAGAAGAGCUUACCUGUGCUGUUGGGGACGAGGUUCAAUCUAUGUUGGAAAAGUUUGGGACUGAAAUCAACAAGGCGAUGCAGGCCAAGAAAAAGCACCUGGAGUGUCUGACUAAGAAUCACAUGGUGGGAAGUCAGAACAAACUGGAGCACCUGUGGAGCAGCUACCAUGGCCAGAGGAAGAAAACAAUGCAGCAGUUCUCUCAGCAGGUGUCUACUGCGCUUCAGCAAUGGGAAUCUGAAGCACAUCGCUCUGAAGAGCAGGAGGAGAAACUCAAUAAUCUGUUCCGGCAGCAGCAGAAAAUCUUGCAGCAGGCAAGAGUUGGGCAGAACCAGAAGCUAAAGGCCAUCAAAGAGUUGUAUGAACAGUUUUUGAAGAAUAUGGAGGAGAUGGAGAAAAGUCACAAUGAGUUCCUGCACGGAGCACAAGAAGAACUCAAACAGGAAAUGGCCACUUUACAAAAGAAGCUACUAAUGGAUGCACAACAACAGGAGAUGGCCUCAGUUCGCAAGUCACUGCAGACCUUGUUCUUCUAGAGGGCUGUUACCACGGUGACGAAGAAGUUCCCCAUAAGUGUUGCUCCAGUCUGAGCUGUUCAUAUCAGCGUUUCAGGUUUUUUCUUUCUCUGGCGUUGCACAACCUUUUUACCUCAUCAUCUCAUAAAAUAUUUGAAUCCUGUUCUGAGCAUGCUCAGUUCAGCUCUGUAAGCUGUGGAAAAACAGACAUGUUCAGGUGAAGAAGAAAACAAAAAUGUUUUCAUAGUCCUCUAUUUUAGUUCAUAUGGUUUCUAUUUGAUUAUUUAUUAUAUAUGUAUAACAAAUAUAUACAUGACUUGUUGUCUUUACUGUGAAACAUUAAAUUAGUGUUUUUUAUGGUUUUCUAUAA